Molecule: messenger RNA, 243 nt
Organism: Heterostelium album PN500
Lineage: Eukaryota; Evosea; Eumycetozoa; Acytosteliales; Acytosteliaceae
Exons: 2
Coding region: 1-243 (80 amino acids)
Source: RefSeq, a predicted model, not a curated record
AUGUCAAUAGAUGAAAUGGGUAUGCCAAAGAGAAUGCGUAUCAUUGUCCGAAAUAAAGGACCGACUUGCAGCAACUUGUGGUUUGAUAUCACGUAUUGGGAGUAUACUAACAGAGGAGGUGGAUCAUUGAUGUUGAUGUAUAACUUAUACUACGUCAAAUAUAGUUGCCUCUGUGUCAUUGAUCGUCCAUUAUUAAGUGUGAUUGAUUCACCAAUUGAAAGUCAUUGCAAGGUUAUUAUAUGA